Molecule: messenger RNA, 1194 nt
Organism: Talaromyces marneffei
Lineage: Eukaryota; Fungi; Ascomycota; Eurotiomycetes; Eurotiales; Trichocomaceae
Exons: 3
Coding region: 1-1194 (397 amino acids)
Cellular component (GO): mitochondrion
Molecular function (GO): molybdenum ion binding; oxidoreductase activity
Source: RefSeq, a predicted model, not a curated record
AUGGCUGCUAGCACUACUGCAAGUGUAUGUCCCAGACAACAAACAACCGUCUCCAGCACGAAGGGGCCUAGAUCGGAACAUAUCGAGUACUUCAAAGGGGAACCCUUGAAUCGCGAGCCUUCAAUACAGAAACUUGUAUCCAGCUUCAUUACAAAAGGGGAUGCAACUUAUGACCGCAACCAUAGCGAAAUCCCUCAUAUCAAUGCUAAAAUCCACACCAUCACAAUCGACGGACAAGUAACCAACCCUCUAAAACUAUCUAUAAACGAUCUAAAGUCCAACUUCCCGCAACAUGAGGUCACAUGCGCCCUCCAAUGCGCCGGUAAUCGUCGACAUACCAUGCGCACACUGCUCAAAGAAGUACAGGGGAUAGACUGGCUAGACGGCGCAGUAAUGAAUUGUAAAUGGAAGGGGCCACGAUUGAGAGAUGUGUUAAUUGCUGCUGGUGUAGAUCAGCCUGCUGCGAAGGAGAGAAAGCAGUUUGUGGCGUUUGGGUGUCAUCAGGCUGCGUGUCAGGAUGAUACGUGGUACGGCGGCAGUGUGGAGUUGGAACGGUGUAUGAGUUUGGAGGAUGAGGUUAUUCUUGCUUUGGAGAUGAACGACACCCCCUUAACACCCAACCACGGCUACCCCGUCCGUGUCGUCAUCCCUGGCGUCGCAGGCGCCAGAUGGGUGAAAUGGCUGGACCGCGUCACAAUCCAAGACGGACAUUGCCAAAACUAUUACCAGCAGUAUGACUACAAGGUCUUGCCGCCGGAAGUUGACGAUUCGGACAAGGCAAAGGAGUAUUGGAUGAAAGUGCCGCCUUUGUCGGAUAUGCCAAUCAAUUCUGUGAUUGCGUCGCCGGAUGAUGGUGAAACGAUUAGAUUAUCUGCCGAUGGUAGGGUCGAUGUAAAGGGGUAUGCUCUGCCGCAGGGUUGUGAUGGGCCAAUUACUCGGGUUCAAGUUUCCGGAGAUGGAGGGAAGACGUGGGUUGAUGCUCAAUUGGAAGCACCCGAAGGCGAGAAUGUAAAUGAGAAGUGGUGCUGGAAGUUAUGGAAGGCUUCAGUGCAUAUGGAGAAAGGCCCUGGAAAGGUUGUGUUUAGUCGAGCUUUUGACGCUGCAGGAAACACUCAGCAGGAAAGCUGCCCCUGGAACCUGCGAGGAUUGGCUUAUAACGGGUAUGGAAUGUCGAAAGAUCUGAAUAUUGUAUAG